Messenger RNA from Acytostelium subglobosum LB1, 3066 nucleotides. RefSeq lists its product as hypothetical. NCBI's taxonomy places the organism in Eukaryota, Evosea, Eumycetozoa, Acytosteliales, Acytosteliaceae. The record is from RefSeq and is a predicted model, not a curated record. The coding region runs from base 1 to 3066 and encodes 1021 amino acids. The transcript has 4 exons.
AUGCUAUCAAAGAUUGGAACAUUCUUGAGGAAACUCAUUCAGGAUCAACAUGUUGAUAAGGACUUGAAUUCAGAGUUUAAAAAGUCAUUGGACACAUUGAAUGAUGACAUGUCAGAUGAAGUCCAACUAGAUAAGGUGUACACACGUGACUAUCUAUUGUCAUUGGUAUCACAAGUCCUUGGAAUGAGACAACAGAUUGAUCCUGAGAUCAUUGCAUCAUUGGAAGUGUUGGUCAACAACUUGACAUGGUACCAAGGUGGAACUACUCAUCGCAAACUAACAAAGUUGGUUAAGUUUGGCAUUAUUUGCCCAGAGCCAAACUUGAUGAAGGAUGCUUGCUAUUGUCUAAGCUUGGCAGUUACUGAAUCACAUUGGUCAUACUUUGUUCUAAUCAAUCAAACAUUCCUCAAGACUCUUUUGGAAUCAGUUCAGACCCAACAAGAUGAAAUAGAUCAUCUAUUCACAUUGUACAUCUUCCUGAUGGAGUCCUACCAUGACUGUCCCAAUUGCUACGAGAACAUCUCAUUAGCAUUUGGUCCCGAUCGUGUAAGACAAGUAUCUCCACCAAUUCGAGAAUGGCUAAAGGAUGCUACAAUGGUGUCAGAGAACAAGCAACAGGUGUUUGAUUAUAUCAUAAUGGAAGGAUAUUGGACAACAAUGUUGAAUGACCUCCCAACAUUGUUUACAAUUAUAUUCGAGGAUGAGAUGAUCUUGAAGGACUCGGCCAAUCAGAGGGAGUUGGUCAAGAUGAUAAUGUCUUCUGGUGCCAAGGCAGACGAAGUAUUCACACUUGUCAAACCCUACCUCCUCCCAUUCGAACUAGAGUACGUGGACUGUCUCCUCUUGCUCAAGAAUAUUCACAACAUUAGCUCACUGAUCGGACUGAUUGGUGAAUCGUUCUCCAAGGUAUACUUGGAGGUGGAAUCCAAGAUUAUUAAUAUCUGGAAAUCCACAACAUGGUCUUCCAACUAUACACCACUUAUAUUACUUGAUGAUGUUGUACAGGCAUUCCGGAAUGUGGAGAAUGCAUCACAGGUCUUGAGACCAUUGGUAUGGUGCUUGGACUCACUACACCUUUUGAAACAUAUUGCCAAGGCCAGACCAUCCAAUCAUACACCAAAGGCCAUCAGAGGAUUGAUUGGACUGAUGGAGACAUGCCUGGAAACGUCAAGCUCAAACAAUCUAUACUACGCAGCAAUGCUCUGUCUGGUUGAUCUGCAUGAAGACGAACACAGGACACUGGUGGAGGAUCUGGUACAUCGCUAUCAAGACAAGACACAACUAUUCGUUGAUAUUCACUACCAUCGCUGUAUCGACAAGCUACCAACGGUCAAUGUCAACUUCCUCAUAGCUUGUCACAAUCACUCACUUCUGAGUGGUAUAAAGCAUGAACGCCUGCUUUUCAAGGUGCUCAAGCACUGUCCACGAGUGUUCAAAGUACAACAAUUCAUCAGUAGAUGUGCCUUCUCCACCAGUAUUUGGACACAAUAUAUGGACAGCUUGUUUGCGAGACUACACAGGUACGACCACCUCUAUACUCCAAUUAGCUAUGCAGAGGAGUACAAUCUAGUACAUGUGGUACUUGAACCACCCAUUAAGGUAGUAAUGGUGCAUAUAGAGGGUGGAGGUCGCAUUCAUCCUGUCCCGGCAUUCCAACUUCUCAAGCAUUUGUACAACUUCCGAGUUUAUCCUUUUGUUGACAGGAAGCGGCUCUUCUCGUCAACAGACAUUGGUGAUAUCAACCUAAUCAAACAACAUAUAUUGGACAACAUUGAUGUAGAUCACGCAGACUAUGUACAACAACAACAAUUGUACACUCAAUUCAAACAACAAUCACUGGCCAAGCGCCAAACACACCAGGUUGAUCCAACAGUCUGGCACAAACUACAUCCACUCACUGUUCAACACAUCAUAUACUUACUCGUGAUGGAUGACUUGCGCGCACCAAUCAUCCACUCACGAUGGGUGGUGUCACUUGCGACCGUGUCCAAACAGUUCCACAAGGCAGUGAUGACGUCUGUGUCCAAGAACCCUGUCCCCUCAUUAUAUAUCUGCUCCACACUCAAACAUAUUGGAUCGACCUAUUGUUUGUUCCAGUCCACCCCACUUCACUUGGAGGUCAGACAACUCGAGCACAUACCUACCGAUCUACUUCAAGAGUGCAUCGAUCGUCUGCAGUCAUUCGUCUUCCAAAUGGAAGAUGGGCUGCUACAAGCAUACGCCCACACUCUAACGCCUCGAUAUGUGGCAAUUGACGCACCAAACUUGAGGCACAUCAGGUUCGAUUUGCAAAGGCUGAAAUCAAACAAUGAAUAUCCACUCGAAUGGGAAAAGCACCUCACGCCUCUUCUCAAGCAUCUGCCUGUGAACCCAUCACCAAUCACCAUCACACAGCACAAACACCUCAGCACCAACCUCUACGAGCACUACAUCAAGGACAAGACUUCACUCCAAUCGAUCACUUUCCUCACUGACACAUUGGCCAACCCUCUUCCAGAUGGCGCCGUGGCAAAGUCGACAGUCAACGUAUCAUUCCAACUCUGGAUGGACUCGACCAAACAACCAUCCAAUCACAGCGGCUCUCACAUUACCACUUUGAACCUUACGUUGGAGAAGGACUUGGGAACCCUGCCUCAUCUUCCCCAUCUCAACAAGCUGAUCCUGGAAGGACAUUCAAAGAAGCUCACAAGGAGUUAUUGCCAGCAACUCCAGCCUCUCUACGAUCGGUUGACCACACUGGUGGUAACAGCAUCAUUCCUACCCGACACUAUGUUGAUGCUGCCACUCCAGACAAACACUAUACAAUCACUACAUUUGGUGUUCACCAACGUUGACCUGGUGGCAAGAUCAGAACUCAAUCAGACUCUAAAGACUCAUGUGAACACAUUGAUGGAGCUACUCAAGAAACCAAUGUAUAGCAGGCUUAGCCUGCUUACUAUGAGACUAGACCACCAGUACAAAGGAGUCCAACCACUCAAUCAACAGACAAUGGCAGCAUUAUUGUAUCCAUACUUCAAGCCAGAUGUCAGUGACCUAUAUUCAUACUAUCGCAUUCCAUUCCUUUGA